Spodoptera littoralis (African cotton leafworm) is the source of this 801-nucleotide messenger RNA. NCBI's taxonomy places the organism in Eukaryota, Metazoa, Arthropoda, Insecta, Lepidoptera, Noctuidae. The record is from the annotation of a GenBank genome assembly.
AUGGCUGAAGAGAAGAAAAAGGAUGCGAGUGCAUUGCUGGCCAAAAAGAAAAAAGUGAAGCCACGCAAGUCGAGAGACGCAGACUGCUGCAGUGUAAACUUCUUGAAGUGCGUCCUACAUAUCUUCAAUGUAGUCUUCCUGUUCGCAGGCGCGGGAGUGUUGGGCGUGGGAGCGUGGACGGUGACCUAUCGACAUCGAUACGUGUCUCUGCUGCCGACGCCGACGUACCCAGCUAUUGCGUACCUGCUCAUCAUAGCCGGGGCUAUGGGCGUCCCCUUAUGCGCUCUAGGGUGCUGCGGCCUCAAGACUGAGAACAGAACCAGUUUAUUAUGCUACACUUACUUCCUGCUGAUAACGUUCCUACUGGAGGUGGGCGCGGGCGGGCUGGCCUACUACUACGAGGUGGCCGUCGAGGACGAGCUGCGCGCCGAGCUCAACAACACGUUCCUGUCGAACUACGCACUCGACACCACCGUCACCAAUGCUGUCGAUAAAAUGCAGACUGAGUUCAAAUGUUGCGGUGCCGUGCGGUACUCGGACUGGCGCCACAGCCCGUGGCACGAGCACGACCCGCGCCUGCUGGUGCCAGACUCCUGCUGCAAGACUCCUUCCAACCGCUGCGGCGCCAGGGACCAUCCAUCCAACAUAUACUAUCAUGGUUGCAUACGACAGUUCACGAACCACAUACGGGACCACUUGAUCAUCUUAGCAGCGGUGGGGGUGGGGAUGGCGGUGAUCCCUAUAUUUGGGUUCCUGUUCUCUUGCGUGCUGUACGUGAAGAUAAAGCAUGUGAUAGACUGA